GGACUUUCUUGUUACGGACAAUUUAAAUUUGCCUACGAGCCGUUUGUUAAUUGACGAGAAAUUGUCGACCGAUUUUGAAAUUUUGAGCCGGUCGCGAUCGACAUCCGGAAAAUUUUGUACGUGAAAUUUGCGAACGGGAUUUGUCACGUGAUCGGCGCGGUUGCCUGGCAACCGGUUAGUUUAUAAAUACAAACUUGCGACGGUUAUGGCAGAAUUGCAUGUUAUUGGUGAAAUUUCGCAUGGCAGAGGAUUUCCGAAACAGAGCUUGUUUUGCAAGUGGAAUUUGCAGUUUGGAAACAACUGGAAAUUAGUAUCGGGAAAGCAGGAAGGACAAACUCACGUCAUAUCAUCGGAGUUCGACGGUGAUUGCAAGUGGUGUUUUCCCAUCGACGUUCACCUGGCGACGAAAGGAAUUCAGGGUUGGCCUAAAAUCUACAUACAAAUCUUUCACCUGGACUGGUUGGGUCGAAGCCACCUCUUCGGUUACGGUUUCGUCCUGAUACCGACAACUCCCGGCCAGCACACCGUCGAAUGCUACACCUGGAGACCGUUCGGUACUUUACGUCAGCGAUUCGUACAGUUUUUUCUUGGAGGCGGGCCGCAGCUCAAAAAUCCCGACGCGAUUGUGUCUGCGAACGACCGAGACAAGUUGAGCACGGAAGCUAUGGGUACCGUUCAGUUUAAGCUCAACGUGAUAUUUAGACAUUUUUCCAAGUUUGGUGUUGAGUAUUGAAGCGAUGAUUUUAUUUCUGUUAAUGGUGUUGCAUUA
Photinus pyralis (common eastern firefly) is the source of this 769-nucleotide messenger RNA. RefSeq names its product B9 domain-containing protein 2 (gene B9d2). Gene Ontology annotation, cellular component: MKS complex. The transcript is spliced from 3 exons. Gene Ontology annotation, biological process: cilium assembly. NCBI's taxonomy places the organism in Eukaryota, Metazoa, Arthropoda, Insecta, Coleoptera, Lampyridae. The record is from RefSeq and is a predicted model, not a curated record. The coding region runs from base 206 to 733 and encodes 175 amino acids.